Messenger RNA from Dendroctonus ponderosae (mountain pine beetle), 2850 nucleotides. Its product is annotated as platelet-activating factor acetylhydrolase IB subunit beta homolog. The coding region runs from base 96 to 773 and encodes 225 amino acids. The record is from RefSeq and is a predicted model, not a curated record. NCBI's taxonomy places the organism in Eukaryota, Metazoa, Arthropoda, Insecta, Coleoptera, Curculionidae. The transcript is spliced from 5 exons.
UAUAGAAUUUAUCGGAAUUGGGGUUGUGGUGUGUUUUUCUCUAUAUCUAUCUUACUAUUGUAGUAUAUAGUAUAUGUAGUAUUCUAGUAUUAAAAAUGAAUUUGUGUAAAAUACCGGUUCCUGUUGAAGAUGUAGUGGGUGAUAAUAGAUGGUUAAGUCUACACAAUAGAUUCCUUUCCGAAAUACAAGAAAAAGAUGCAGACGUAAUAUUCAUCGGCGACUCUAUCAUUCAGGGUUUGCAGCAUACGGACGUGUGGGAUGACCUAUUUGUGCCUUUACAUUGCUUGAAUUUUGGAAUUCACAGAGAUCGAGUGGAAAAUGUGUUGUGGAGGGUGCAAAAUGGCGAAUUAGAUAAUGUUAAACCAAAGGUUAUAGUGCUUCAUGUUGGUACUAAUAACUAUAAUAAUAGUGCUGAAGAAAUCAAAGAUGGAAUUUUGAGCAUAAUUCAGGCAAUUAGAGACAGGCACCCAGAUGUAUACAUUGUACUACCAACAUUGUUACCGAGAGGUCAAAACCCCAAUGCACUGAGGGAUAAACUAGCAAAGGUAAAUGAGCUUCUUAAGGCUAGUUUGGCGAAUAUGCCAAAGCUUGAAUUAGUUUCCAUCGAUAAAGGAUUUAUACAACCAGAUGGUACUAUUAGUCAUCAUGAUAUGCACGAUUAUCUUCUCUUGACUAACACGGGAUGCAAACAGGCAUUUGAGCCAGUUUACGAACUAAUUCUUCAACUGCUCCAGGAAGGAGAAUCAGAAGUAGAGUUUACACACUCGGAUUGAAAAGUGUAGUGGGUGUCAUUACAAACAGUUGGCAAGUUUUAUUUUGAGAUUAAAUGGGAGAAAACAUGUCUGUCCAAUUUAUGUUUUUCGUUAGAAAAGCGUUGUGUUUUUCCAACAUUAUUCGGUUGAAAUCUGGUUGCAAGUUUCGAAUCAAUUAGCAAAGAAUUUUUUUUUGUAUUGGAAAACUGUCUUCCGACGAAUCAUGGAUUUUGCAAACCUUAUUUAUAAUUUGAUGAUUGAUAUGUAUACUGUGUGCGAAUUUCAUUUGUGGAAAUAAAUUAAGAUUGAACAAGAAAUAUAGACAUUGUCACCAACUUCGCAAGAACUGAGAAUUUGCUAAAUAAGGUAAUAUUGGUUAGUAUGGGAUUAUGCAAUUAUGCUUUCUUACCCGUUCAGUUGCUCAAUUAUAACGACAAGAAAAUCCUCGAAUAAGUACUAGUUUUCAGGAAUUUACACAAAAGCUAUUAAAAUAUAUAGGUCAUCUUUGACAUCGCUUAGAGUACUUUGAAUACAUUUUUGGCUAUUUAGAAUUAGCUGCAAUCGGAUUUUUUCAAACUUAGUUUCAUAUAAAAUAACGCAAAUCACUAAUAAUUGUUAAAACUAACGUAAAUGCAAAACAGACAUUUCUGUUAUAGAGCUGUAUAUGUUACCGGCAAUGUAAAUAAUUGGGUAUUAUUUGUAAUGUCCGGGCAUUUAAAAAAUGCUCAAAGGGAUGACUAAAUUAUUAAUUAUGUACAAAAUAUCACAUUUUCCGGGCAUUAUGAAUAAUGCUGGUGAUGCUAAGUCUAGUGGGCAAUUUGAAAAUUGUUUUAUUCAUAAUUUCUCAACACACAAAAUUUUUUAAAUUACAUUACAAUUUACAGCCCGGUCGUCUAUAUGUUCGACCCUCCCGUCUUGGAUGACAAUGUUGUACAUUCUCUCUUGUGACUGGGUAAUUCUUCGGCUUCAAUAGACUUCAUUACAUAUUGAAAAUUGAUUCCUAGCAUAAAGUUGCGGUCUAUCUCUUUUGAUUUUAAGAGGUUGAAUAAACUAGGUUAAAUGAUCUUCGUAUAUGAACUUAAAUUGGUCAUCAGCUUGCGAUUGCAUGUCUAUUGAAUCGACUUGGACUCAAGAUGAGCUCAUGUUUUUACUUAGGAUCGGUAGAACCUUUUAUUGCUACACUGUGCUUUUUCUCGCAGGUUACGUCGCAUACAUCAUUAGCCGAUUUGGGUUUACAUCAAAUUGUUUAUUGAUGUAAAUCUAUUUGCGUAUGGUAAGAUUCGUCCUAGCCAAUCAGCAUACAUUUUCGGUGCUUUAUCGCUUGCACCAUCUUGCUUCGCGUUAACGAGCUUAUCUUAUAAGAGAUCGAGUCUUUAUAGUUUAAUAAAUUAUUGUAAACAUUAUUAAUUAAACAUUAAUUAUUUAAAUACCAGAUUUAAUCAGACAUUUCUCAAAUAUGUCCGGACAUUAUAAAUAAUGCCCGAAAUAAUCAAACUCACGGUAACAUAUACAGUACAUCACAGCGUUAUUUUGAAGCUCCUGGGAAACGUGUAAACAACAUGCGCUAUUUUUUGAUAAGUAUUAAAUUUUACAUUCCUAAUUUUUAUUUUUUGCUAGAUAUAAUUAAUUUAAUCUCAAAUACACUAAUAUAUAUUGUUUCCACGUCAUUUUUUUAAAGUUUAUUUGGAGUAUUUACUAUCCAAGGUUCUCGCAAUAAUAUGCCUAUAAAAUUUGCUGAAAUUGAAAGCAUGGAUUAAAAUAAUUUAAGGUCAGUUAACCCUUUUUUUGUCACAAUAAUAUGUUUUUAAUAUACCUAAGAAUUGUGAUUGGGAGUGCAUUAUAAUUAUAGUAUUUUCCAUUGUUAUAUUUGAUUUGAAAUUACCACAAUUGUUCUCUCAGUCGGUGUAAAAGAAUUUUUCUGUUUCAUUCUAAGAAAGUAAAUAAUUUGUAAUGAUGAUUUUUGUAAAUCUAACUUAUCGAACAUUUCAAUUCGGUAUCUUUAAUUUCCCAAGUAUUAAUUACGCUAUAUAACUGAAAUAUGUAAUUUUAAGAUGUAUUCAUUGUAAAUUAUACGAUAAUAAAGCUUUGUCAUUUUUGU